Messenger RNA from Oryza sativa Japonica Group (Japanese rice), 1782 nucleotides. Its product is annotated as PHAF1 protein At3g51130. The record is from RefSeq and is a predicted model, not a curated record. Lineage: Eukaryota; Viridiplantae; Streptophyta; Magnoliopsida; Poales; Poaceae.
AGCAGUCGACGGAGAGGGGGAGAAGAAGAGGGAGGAGUAGACGCAAGCCCACGCGAACCGAAUCGAAUCGAAUCGAGAGGAGAGGGGAGGAGAGAGCGCAAGGAAUAAUCCGUAAUCCGUUCGCGGCGAGGAGGAGGAGGUGGGCCCAGCGAUGCAGGCGCACAGAUCGCCGGCGAUGGUGGGGGGCGGCGGCGCGGGGGCCGUCGGGCCGCCGUCGCCGGCGACGGUGCCGGUGAGGCGGCGCUGCGAGGGCACGGCCAUGGGGGCCAUCACGCUCGACCUCCGCCCCGGCAACGGCGUCGGGCCCUUCACCCUCGGGAUGCCGAUUUCCGAUGCGUUCGCGCAGAUAGAGGGCCAGCCAACACUCUACGACGUUGUCCACGUGAAGUACUUCGAUGAGGAGCCUCUAAAGUUGGAUUUUGUCAUAAGCUUUCCUGACCAUGGGUUCCACCUGCGCUUCGAUCCUUGGUCACAGAGGCUUCGUCUCAUUGAGAUCUAUGACGUGAAAAGACUGCAACUGCGAUAUGCAAAGUCCUUAAUUGGUGGCCCAUCAACAUUAGCCACUUUUGUGGCUGUUUAUGGAUUAUUCGGACCUACUUUCCCGGGUAUAUAUGACAAAGAGAGGGGCAUUUACACCCUCUUCUAUCCAGGGUUAUCCUUUGCAUUCCCUAUCCCCAGUCAAUAUACAAAUUUGUUUACCAAUGGGGAAGUGGCAGAUUUGCCUCUGGAAUUUCCUGACGGAACAACUCCUGUUACUUGCCGGGUUUCUAUAUAUGACAGUUCAACGGAUAGCAAGGUUGGGGUUGGAUCACUGAUGGAUAAAGCAGUUGUUCCUGCAUUACCUGCAGGCAGCCUGUACAUGGAGGAAGUGCAUGCAAAGCUUGGUGAAGAGCUUUUGUUCACGAUAGGCGGGCAACAUAUUCCUUUCGGUGCAUCACCGCAGGACGUGUGGACUGAGUUGGGUCGUCCAUGUGGCAUCCACCAGAAGCAGGUUGACCAGAUGGUAAUACAUUCAGCAUCAGACCCCCGCCCUCGGACAACUCUUUGUGGGGAUUAUUUUUACAACUACUUCUCUCGUGGUAUUGAUAUCUUAUUUGAUGGGCAGACACACAGGAUAAAGAAGUUUGUUUUACACACAAACUUCCCUGGUCAUUCAGAUUUCAAUUCCUAUAUGAAGUGUAACUUUGUUAUCUAUGAUGCCGAAGCUGAAGGGACAGAUCAGCCUGGUAGUAUCCCUAAGAGUUGCAUAACGCCUCGCACAAAGUGGGAACAAGUCAAGGAGAUCCUUGGUGAUUGUGGUCGAGCAGCAAUCCAGACGCAAGGCUCCAUGAAUAAUCCAUUUGGGUCAACUUUUGUCUAUGGAUAUCAGAAUAUUGCUUUUGAGGUCAUGAAAAAUGGAUAUAUUGCAACUGUUACCCUCUUUCAAUCAUGAGUGAAACGGGACAAAAAUUUCAAUCUCAGUGCUAACAGCUGAUGGUGAUGCAUAUCCAGCCGCAUCUGCAUUAAUGGUUAGACAGUGCUGCUACUCCAAAUGGGACUCUAGAAAGUGCUUGGUUCUGGCCAUGGAAUGCAGCCGCAGCGCUCAGCAUGGAUAAGCAUCACUACCUUGUAUUCAUUCUGUAGAUACAACUCAUUGUACAGGAACUAAUUGUAUCCUGCAAUCUUACGUUUUGUACAUAUGAUAUUUAUUUGUUGAAACAAGAAUUCAGAUAUACCAGCUGUACUGCCUGUUUAAUUCGAUCCCAGUGAUGAAAUAAUGGGCGUGCUUUCCUUUCCAUCCAA